This is a messenger RNA of Monosiga brevicollis MX1, 2684 nucleotides long. RefSeq lists its product as uncharacterized. NCBI's taxonomy places the organism in Eukaryota, Choanoflagellata, Craspedida, Salpingoecidae. Gene Ontology annotation, biological process: carbohydrate metabolic process. The transcript is spliced from 19 exons. The record is from RefSeq and is a predicted model, not a curated record. The coding region runs from base 357 to 2684 and encodes 775 amino acids. Gene Ontology annotation, molecular function: beta-glucosidase activity.
CGAAAAGGCAGCGACCGACGGUGGGAUCUGGCUUGCAGGAAGCGGAAAGCGCAAAGGUUCUCGAUCCUCAGACAGAGCUGAGGAGGCAGCAGCAUGGCUCAGGUUAAUGAGCUCCGCUUGUUUGUGCAUUCAGAAGGGCGUUCUAUUCCGACAAAAGUCCCUGUGGAUGCCACCUGGCCAGCCGUAUGCCAAGCCAUAGCCGGCGUUCUCGGAUCGGGGCUGGUGCCGACCACUCUGACUUAUUUUGACGAUGACAACGACCUGAUCGUUGUCUCCAGUCCAGCUGAGUGGGCCGCCGCCGUGGCUCAGGCCCGUGCCUUGGAUUUGCAACGGCCUCAGCUCGAUGUCAGUCCUCGAUGUGUCCCACCACUGACUGCCGCAGGCUGCUGUCCGUCAUCAGCACCAAAGGAUUGCUGCCCGUCAUCAGCACCAAAGAGCUGCUGUCCACCGCCAUCAUCAACGCCGUCAUGGAACAAACGAGACAUGCUGGCACACUCCCGCGACCCUCGCUCGCGCAUCUGCAUGUCAGAGACUGCGGCUCGUCCCUUCGAGCCUUCGCCUGUCCCCUAGGGCCCUGUGGCGGAGGCACCAUCGCGCUGGCGGGUGAUGCUUGCCUGUUCCCCAGCUUUUUUGCGGCCCGUGUUGUGGAUGCCGACCACAACUCUACUGCUGCCGUUCUUCAGUCGUCUGAGAACUACGAUCAAUCAAGCUUCACACCAGCCCCAAUUGUGACCGAUCACGUCGUUCCUCCCGCCUCCAUUCAGGUCAGGUUGGCUUUGGCAGAUGACGCUCUCUUUCUCUCUCUCUCUCUCUCUCUCUCUCUCUCUCUCUCUCUCUCUCUCUCUCUCUCUCUCUCUCUCUCUCUCUCUCUCUCUCUCUCUCUCUCUCUCUCUCUCUCUCUCUCUCCUUCUCUCCCUCUUCCCUCUCUGUUCCUAUUUCCCUAUUGCCUUGACAGCCCAGACUUUUUUGUGCUGCAGAUUAGCAUGGAGGGCUUUUCGCCCUGCAUUCCCUUGGACAGUCAAAACUCGGGUGCGCCGCUCAUCUACUUCACCUUUACUCUCCGCAACACCAGCAAUGAAGCUGCCCAAGCCCAAGUGCUCAUGAGCCAGCAAAACUUUAUUGGUUGGGACGGGGCCUCGAGCAUUUCAAACGAAAUUUUCAACGCCGGCUAUGGUAGCAAUUCCAAUGCCUUUUUGGCCUCCCCCAAUGAACAAGCACUCAUCAUGACCAACAAUGCGCUCCAGACGUCGGACGCACGCAAUGGAAGCAUCGCCAUCGCCACCUUUGAGUCCGAUGCCAGCUCCGUCACGGUGUCUCAACAGUAUGCCCAACACCAAGAUUUGUGGACCGCAUUUGCCGCCGGCCAGCCGCUUCCCAACGCCAGUGGGCCAUCCACGGCCGGUCGCACUUGGAAUGGUGCCCUUGCAGUUACGUGCACGCACCCGAUGGCCACAUGCUCUGGGUCCAACUCGCUAUUGUUCGCCGAGUCAAAAAGGCUAGACUCAUCAAGCUUCAUUGCGGCCACGGGCUUUGGUAUCAAGGACGUGACAACACAAUACUUUUUGGGCAAUCAGUACGCCAACGUAUUCUCCAGCAUUCAACAAGUAGUGGACUAUGCUCGUGAUAACUACACGUGGACGCGAGAGCAAACGCUGAAAUUUCGGGAUGCCAUGUACAACAGCAAUCUGCCAUGGCAGCAUCUGCUCACUUGUCCGUACCCUGCUUCAAGGUAUCUUGCCUUCGCGCAGCACGGUUCCCAUUUGGCUGCGGCGACAAUGGAGCUUUUGGCCCGACUAUACAGACCAGGUGAUGGCGUUGUUCGCGGUGCCCAGCCAUCCACUUAUGACGUGGCGUUGUAUGGUGCCAACACCUUCAUCGGCAGCCUCUAUUUGUGUGCCCUCUGCUGCGCCGCCGAAAUGGCGACUCGACUGGGACAAUCCGAACUGGCGGCCACGUAUACUGCACGCUACAAGCUGAGCGUGGCCAACUAUGAUAAAGCGUGCUUCACAAACGGCAAGUGGUACACUCAGGUGGUGGACCCGGACCACGCUACCAACGUGGUAUCUGACGGCACCUUUGUCGACGCACUUCUGGGUCAAUGGUGGGCCCAUCUUCUCGGCAUUGGCGACAUGCUGCCUCAGGCUCACGUGGCCUCGAACGUGAGCAGCGUGUUUGAAGCCAAUCACGUUGAUGAGUUUGAUGUUGAUCGUCAAGCUCCACGCAAGUUUUGUGACAACCGUGAUGCGGGGAUGUACAUCUGCACUUGGGGUGGAGCGGCUCAGCCACCUCCCAGCAAUGCACUGCUCUACACCAGUGAAGCCAUGUGGUCCGGGUUGGCCUAUCCCUUUGCUGGCCUCGCGUUGCAGACCGGCCAAGUGGAUGUGGCCCUACAGGUGCUAUCGGACGUGCGCGGGCAAUACGACGGCACCCGCCGAUCGCCAUUCAACGAGAUUGAGUGCGGAGAUCACUACACGCGUCAGCAGUCAGGUUUUAGCCUGUUUGAAAUUGCAUCGGGUCAGGCAUCCGCCUCGACCGUCACCAUUGAAGCAGCCGGUGCCGCCGUGGCCAACUUUACCACCAGCCAUGCCAAUGGCACACUUACCUUGACAUUUGCUUCGCCGGUGGUGGUGGUGGCGGCCAGCGCCGCCGACCCCACCCUUCGGCUCACCCUCACCACCCCAUAA